GUUACCUAUUAUUGGUGUAAAAAUAAUAAAUCGUUUUCCACUUAGUAUGGAAAACUAAAUAACAUUUAGUUUGUAUUAUUUGUAGUUACUUUAAGUAUUUAUUAUCAUGCUAGCUUUUGUUCUUGGGCCUCUUGAUAGUGCAGCGGCUUAAACCGCUCUGAACAAUAUUAUCGUUUAUCACGAUAACUUCUGGGAACGUUUAUCGUCCAGCAGCAUUUGUUAUCGUGACAGGCCUGCUGCUGAAGGCGCCCACCGCCUCUGAGCCUCACUGCGGCUGCUGGCGCGCUGACAAUGACUUGAAUGCUGAUGAUCGUGGAGAUCAACAAAGGAGACAAGGAGAGAGGAGAUGAAACGCUUCCUGAUCGCUGAGGAGAAUGGAGAGCCGCUGACAGACUGCAGGGAGCUGUCACACAACCUCACCGCCUCCUCCUCUUCCUCCUCCUCCUCCUCAGCCCACAGACACGCGGCCCUGUCCUCGCUCCAGACCCGGGGACCAGGCGGCGGGUCGGAGCCGAGGAGAUCCGCGCUGAAACGCAGCCGAGGCGGCCAGGAAGGACGAGCGGACCCGGAGGAGGCGGAGGCGGCGGCGGAUCAUCCGGCGGCUCCGGGGGUCGUCGUUCAGCGGCGGCUGCAGCCUCAAGGACGCGGCGUCGGAGGCGCGGAAGGUGUGGAGAUGAUUUCAGCGGCCAGAGAUGCGGACGGGAACAAUAACAGCAGCAGCAUCUCUGAGCCUCCUGCGGGCAAAGUCAAGGAGGAGCGGAAGGGGAAGAACCUGAUCCGGGGCUGGAAGAGGGACCGGGACGCCGCCGCUCCUCCCGCCCGCAUCAGGAAAGAGAAGCCCGGCGACGAUGGCGCGUCUCCUCCGCCUUCCGUCUUCCUGCCGGAGCAUCACCAGGGACCCGGAACCGACUCCCGGAUCCCCGCGGGAGACAGCAGCACCAUCACCGGAGGCUCCGGGAAAACAGCGGCGGACUGUGGAGUAAAGAGCGGCGGAGGAGCUAUUGUUGUCCGGCGGCUUCACGACGAGCCUCCAGCGGCCAAGAAACACAGAGGAGCCGAGAAGAUGGACCCCAUGUUCACAGUCCCAGCCCCCCCGGCUCCAGGCCACCCCGGGGCCCCCGGAUCUUCCCUGCCCUCGGUCCCGUCAUUCUCCUCUCCGGCCCUACCCACUUCCAACCCCAAGCCGCUAACGAUCCGGACGCGGUCCGUCGGCACCAACACGCAGGACGGAGGCGCUCCGGGCCCGGUGGAUGGGGACCCGACCUUCUUGGGGCCCUGUCAGCCCGGAACCAGCGUCAACCUGGAGGGAAUCGUCUGGCAUGAGACGGAAGAAGGUGUGCUGGUGGUGAACGUUACCUGGAGGAAGAGAACCUACGUGGGAACUCUGCUGGACUGCACCAAACACGACUGGGCUCCUCCAAGGUUUUGUGAGUCUCCCUGCAGUGAUCCAGAAUUCCCCGGCGGCCGCGGACGAGGGAAAAGGAUGAGGAUGGCCAUGUCUGAGCGGCCCUGCAUAGAGCCCUCCCAUGCCACUAAAGUCAGAGGUCUUCCACACCACCGGAGUCGAGGUGGUGGCGUAGCAGGAUCGAUCCACAGCAAAGGACGGAGGGGCAGCCUGAACCUCAUCAACAGCAACGGCAGAGCACCUCCUUCCUUCUUCACGGUCGAUGAUGUUAAAGCCACCAACGUAACCUCCUCUAUCCCUGCCGGGAAGCGAAAGAACAAACCACCAGCCGACUUGGACCUUAGUCUCGUUUCCUCGGACGACAUUAAAAACGGGAAUGGGAAGAGGAUCCGAGCGAAAUCCCGGAGUGCCCCUUCGACGCCUUUGGGCAAAUCAGACCCAUCUUUCAUGGAUCCAGGAGGAGGCUGUGCUUCCUCUCCUCCCCCGCCCAUUCUCAUCGACUGCCCUCAUCCAAACUGCACUAAACGCUACAAGCACAUCAACGGCCUGCGCUACCACCAGACACAUGCACACCUGGAGGCGGAGGAGCAGAGGAAGCCUGAGCUGGGUCCCUCAAAGGACGGAGACAGUGAGGAUCGACUAUCAGACUGUGAGGACAGCAUCAGCAACUUGACGUAUGAGCCCCCAGAGAACAGCACAAACACUCACAGCUCCUCCAAGAAACCCACUCCUCUGUACAAGGUGACUACGGUGGGGUCACCUAAGAACAGACGGUUACUCCUCAGCACGGACCACAGUCCUUCCGCCAACUCCAAAACCAGAAGAACCUCACUCCUGAAAGACGGUCUGAUUGAUGACCUCAGCAAUCUGCCUAUCAUUUCCAACAUGACUGUGGUUUUAGAGAACUGCAUGAUCCCAGACAGAAGCACGUCUGUAGAGAUGCCGAAACUAGAAGCAGAAGGACUGAUUGAUAAAAAGGGAGGAGCGUCUGAUAAAGGUAAGAAAGCCAAUGGGAAGGUGGAAAAACUGUCCAAGUCCAGGACUAACCGUCCAAUCGCUCCAGCUCCUGCUCCACCGAAGCUGAUUGCCAUACCCAACACGACAUAUCCGACCAACACAGCUGAUGUUGCUCCCCCACAACAGUCGUCCCCAGUGGCUGCCAUUGGCCUCACUAGUAAAAACCUUUCCUUAAAACCCAUUAAACCAAAGCUUAGCAUUGUAGUGGAGCCCAACCUCGUCAAAGCCACAAUGGUCACUUGCAAAGAGACCAGGAAAAAGGAAAAACGGAAGAUAAAGGACAAACAUAACAAAGAACCAGCAAACAGAACUCCCAAUGGUGAUAGUACUGUGAUCAAAGUGGAAGAGGUUGGAAUUGGACCUAAAGGUGGCGUUAAGGAAAUAUCCGGAAGCCUUCUGAAGGAACACCUUAGCAAACAGGAUGUAAUGAACGGACUCUCAGAGAGCCAAGAGAGCAGGAUGGCCAGCAUCCGUGCAGAGGCUGAUAAAGUCUACACUUUCACAGACAAUGCCCCCAGUCCGUCUAUUGGUGGUUCAUCGAGACUCGAUUCGAGUCUAGCAGCAGACGGAGGCAGUAAGAACGACAGCCCUGCCUACUCCGAUAUCUCAGACGCCGGGGAUGAUGGAGGGUCUUCUGAGUGUCGCUCAGAUGGACUCAGGUCCAAGUCCAGCUCCUCGUCUUCCUCCGAGGUGAGCUCCAAUAGCAACUAUGCUAACUCUAGUAAAACCCCUCCCACAGCUUUGAAGGAGCCCCAGUCCCCAUACUUUCAUGGCUACGAUCCCUACUACCUGCAAGGGUACAUGCAGCCGGACAGGCAGAGCAGCGGGGCUGUUGCUUUCCAUAAAAACUCUCCUCACGACAGCAAAGGGAAAGACAGGAAAGAGGACAUUAAAGACGACGACAAAAAUUCCUCCCAUGAGUUCUCAGAUCCUAAGAAAGGUGACGGGCCUCCUCAGUCUCAGCUCCAGCUGGCAAUGAGUCAGACCCAGACGGCCUUGGCCCAGUCCCUUUACUAUGGUCAGUACUCCAGAGGACUGUACAUGGACCAGAAACUUCUACUGGCUUCCAAAUGCUGUGACCAGACCCUCACUGCCAAGCAAAGGGUACAAGGGUUGAGGGACACUGACGAUGUUAAACAUAUGGUUGGGGUUUCAGCCAGUGGGGCCUUGCUAGGUAAAGGCCCGGAUGGUGCUAAAGGUUGCUGUUCCAAACCGGUGCUUUCCUAUGUGGAGAUGAGUGAAAGGGGAGAAAGGGGGCAGAGUCUGGGCGUAAAGGUGGUGCACAGUGGCAUAGUGGACCAGCACCAGGUCUCAAUGAAAGACUGUGAUGACAUCAAGUCACCCUCCUCUUCCUCCUCUUCUUCAUCCCUCCACAAUCCAAACAGUCAGACAGAUCUGGACUCAAAUGUUUCGUUUUCCAGUUCCCCAGACGGCCCUGCCUGGGCGCACCGCCUCGCGCUCAGCAAAUAUUCAGAGCUUCAGAGUCAGCACGGGGAGAAUGUCGAGGAGGGGGAAGUGGGCAGUGGGAAGGAGUGGGGCACUACCGUGGAGCCUGCUGGGGCCAAGAUGACCUCAGGUGGCGUAAAUGCUAAAAAACCCAGAGCUCACGGGCUCCAAGACUUCCUGCCCGUCACUGACACGGAGGAUUCAGACCGACAGGAGGGGCUGGAGGACCAGGACCAGGAACCCACUGGAGGGCUGUCAGAGGAGUCUCACAAUGCCAGGGCGGCAGUGUCUCCUCCCAUGACCCCCCAGCAGCCCUACAUCCAGUACCAGCACGCCUCCUACUCUCCCUACCUGGCGAUGUGUGAGGGCAGCGGGGGCUCGUACAGGGGGGUGUCCCCAACGCUGGUCCACAACUACCCAGGUUUCCACUAUCCUCUGUAUGGAAAGACGGCUGGCAGAGAGGAGUCGGAGGUGACUCCGCCUGGCAGAGGAGAACCGGCCAGCGGCAAGCUGAUCGGUGACUCUUCGUCCUCCUCCUCCUCCUCCUCCUCCUCCGUGGAGCUGCUGCAGCAGCCCAGCCAUCACUUCCAUGGAAAAUCCCCUGCUCCUGGUGAGAAGGGUUCGCCUGAGGAAGACAGAGACAUCGAACGGGAGAGGAACCACUUGUCGUUUGCUCGACACCUCCACACACACCAUCACACACACCUGGGUAUGAGCUACAACCUGAUGUCCGGGCAGUUUGAUAUCUACCAAGGUCUGAGCUCCAGGUCGCUGGUCUCCAGCCAGCAGGUGUCGGGUCAUUCCUCAGCAGACAGCGAAGGGAAGAAGUAGAACCAUGUGACCGCGUCUCGCAUGAGGGAUGGCAGUUUUAUCAGACAUCAAUUCCUUGGUGUGGAAUAAGCUUCGCCUCGCUGAGAGGCAGGGAACAAACAAACAGAGAAACCUCUUUCAUUUCGUACUGAUGACAUCCACCGGUUUUAUAACAGAGGAGCAGAUGAAGCGGCGGGGGACAGAUCGCAGGAAUGAGACUUUCUUUUUUUUUCCUUUUUUUUAAAAAGCGGGGCUUCUUGUAAAAAGCGAGAUGUCAUUGAAUUGAAAUGUUGUGUAUAAGAUGACAUCCUAGAGCCCCGUGCACUCAGCUUUACCUCUGCUGUUGUGUUUAACUUUAUAAAAUGCACAUUUAUUGUAGUGUAAUAUAAUGACGAUAUGACUGAAUGUAAAGGUAAUAACUCAAACUCACUGUUCUUUUUUUUAAAGCCCCGUUGGGACAAAAACAGCAUUAGGAAGCUAAAAGUGUAUAAUUAUUGUUCUCAUUCUGAUUAUUGAAGUGGUCCUCCCUCCUUCAUAGUGCUGACGCUACAUUUGUAUAACUAACCUGUACUUGAGUGUAACCAUGUUGAUUGUAUUGUCUUUAUGUGGGAGUAAAACCUUCACUUCGACCUACCCAGUGCCAUUUACCAACCCCAGUGGUGUAAAUAUAUUCUGUACAGAUUUAUGGCAGAGCACCAACAUGCUCACUCUGUUGAUCACCAUGCGGGGGGCAAAGCAGGCGCGCCCAACAGGAAGUAAAACCACUCACCUGUUUAUUUCCCUCAUCAGCUCAGUUUCUGUUACACAUUUUAUCAAAAACUUUUGUUUCAAGCAAAACCUCAUGUUUAUACACACUUUUUCACAAUUAAGUUCAGGUGAAAAAGCAUUUAAUCUGAAAGAAAAAUACAUUUUGUACUGAAUUAUCAAAACAUCAGAUAUCAAAUUUAAGUUGUUUUU
Poecilia latipinna (sailfin molly) is the source of this 5635-nucleotide messenger RNA. It is a transcript of the gene znf608, whose product is annotated as zinc finger protein 608. The record is from RefSeq and is a predicted model, not a curated record. Lineage: Eukaryota; Metazoa; Chordata; Actinopteri; Cyprinodontiformes; Poeciliidae. Gene Ontology annotation, biological process: regulation of transcription by RNA polymerase II. Gene Ontology annotation, cellular component: nucleus. The coding region runs from base 347 to 4699 and encodes 1450 amino acids. The transcript has 9 exons.